GGCUUAUUUGAUUGGUCGUCACAGCUGUCACUCUCGUUGAAUCCAGGAAGUGUUGAAUUGUAGGAUUCAGAAUGAAAAGCUUUCAAUAAAAGUCUGCAGAACAUUAUGGGUAACGCGGAGAGCGCAGUGGUGCAGAAGCGGCUGACCCGCUUUCGGCCCGAGGAGCGGCCUGUAAUCGAUGGCGUGUUCAACAAACUUGUAUCUGGUGGAGGGGGCGCCUCCGAAGCUCCAGGAAAAGCCAUCACGCUUCAAAUGCUUCAGUCCUCAAUGGGCAGCCUGACAUCGGACUCUUUGGUCAGACGGGUCUUUCACUGCCUGUGCAGCAUUGAUCCAGAACUGGCAGCACCUGCUUUUGGCAAAACCAACCAACAUCCGGCGCCCCAAGUGAACCGGGAGCAGCUGGUGAUCUUCCUUGCAGACGCCCUGCGAGGCACCGCAGAGGAGCGUGCUCCUCUCAUCCUGGUCAUGUCCCAGUACCCAUCAGGGACUGCUGCAGCUGUGACCUGUGAGCAGGUGGCUCAGUUCGUCCAAGACUUGAUUUCUGCUGUAGUUCAGAUUUUGAUCAAUAGAGGGCGUCUGGAUGGCUGGACACCCGAGAAGAUGGCCGAUUCUUCUGUGGGAGUUAAAGUCUUGGCAGAACAUUUGUGCUGUGAACUGAAACCUUCAGAUCAGGGUAGCUGUGAUGUUUCCUGUCUGGAGGACUGGAUCUUUAGAACCCCUCAGGUGUCUCUGUACUUGGAGAUGCUGGCCGACGAGGGCCUCAGCAUAUCUCUGAGUAGUUCUCCCCCUCCCAAACUCCUGCCCCCCUGCAGGGAGACGCCCUGGAAUCAGUUAAACUCCCUUCUGGACAUCCCCACCCUGAUGUUUCUGGCUCCACAGGUGCCUGAUGGCUACAGCGCCCCCUGGAGGCUUGCGUUUUCCACACAGGUGCACGGAGAGAGCUUCACCAGAAUGAUGGCCAGUCUGACCAGAGGGGGCCCGUCCCUGCUGCUCAUCAAAGACACCAAGGGCCACAUUUUUGGAGGCUUUGCAUCACACACCUGGGAGUUAAAGCCUCAAUUUCAGGGUGACUCCAGGUGCUUCUUGUUCUCUGUUUUCCCCACAAUGAGGGUUUACACAGCAACCGGAUACAACGAACACUUCAUGUACCUGAACCAGCACCAGCAGACCAUGCCUAAUGGACUGGGUAUGGGGGGUCAACAUGAAUACUUUGGUUUGUGGCUGGACAGUGAUUUUGGCCGCGGUCACAGCCGCGCACGGCCCAAGUGCACCACGUACGGCAGCCCUCAACUAUCGGGAGACGAGGACUUCACUCUGGACUCUGUGGAAGUGUGGCAUGUGGGAAAACCUCCAAAAUCAGAGGAGGAGGAAGAGGAGGAGGGUAAGAAGAGCAUCUUGUUCGUGGAUCCUGAAGUUCAAGCCUUAAUGGAGAUGACAGGGAAAACUCUGCACAGUGAGGGGCUCCGGGAGCCAGAGGAAGACUAGCUACACAAGCAAAAACAAAAGAAAAAAACACAAAUCUGACUAAGCUUUUCUCAGAUCCUCAGGUGGUGGAGUGUCAUCAAGUUCAGAUAUCAGCCCUUUUUCUGACUCUCAUUGAGCUUUGGAGCUUUUAAUUCACAAUCUUUUUAAAUCCUCUAUCAUCUCAGACAUGUUCAUGAGUGUCUGCGAUUCACAUAACUGCAAUUAAAAUGACCCAAAAAAUCCUGUGUGGCUCGAAUCAAAAGCAUGCAGACAGGUACAAUUUUCAUUAAAGCUUAAAAUGUAAAAGACCUCUGAUAUUUAUGUGUGGCAGUAAAUGUAUUUGAAGUCAUCUUUGAUCCAUAUGAAAAAUUAGAAACAAAAUGUGUUUAUUUUUUGUGAUUGUGAUUUGAAUCAUUUUUGUAUUUUCAUCACCAGAAGAAGCUGAUAGGAGGACUUCAGGGACUUGAACAUUCAGUUGCGGUUAAACAUCACGCACAUGAGGCAAAAACCUUUUCUGACUACCUCUUUUUACAGAAUGAUUGCAUGUUUAGAUUUUUAUCACCGUUCCUUUUUUUAUCAGAUUUAAAUCUGGAUGUUGAGCCAGACAUACUCGACAUAGUUUGAUAGUAAACUGUUGUGAACUCACUUCUUCUACUGAUAGAUGAGUGAGGAGUUUGAGCCUGAAUGGGACAAAAUGAUCUUUAACCUGGAUCAUCCCAGAAUUGUUGCAUUAAGGGCUCGCCGUUUGCUGCGCCGUCAGGCUACGACUCGCUGUUCUGCGUUAGCUUCCCUGCAGCCCCUUGACCUUUGCCGUCUGUGUGACAAACGCUGAAGCCAACAGGAUCUCUGCAGCAGUUCGUCGGUCAGACCGUCUGCUUCCUUUAUCAGGAAAUGCAUAAGUUAUUCAUCCUCAAGGUAGUGGAGCCCAAAAACAUCUUAGACAGGGUUGCUGCCAUCUUUGCGUGAUUAAUGUCAUUUUUAACCAAAGUCUGUGCACUAAAACCUUUGGAGCCUCUUCCCAUUUCAUCUGUGAUCAUCAGUGUUUGUGAAAAAAAGACUCAUCCCUUAGUGAAUCAUAGUCUUAAAAAGGUUUGUAGUUUUAGACAAGUUAAAAUGUGAAGGUAAAAUCUCUUUUUUCAAGAGAAACCAGGCCAAGAGGCAUCAGCUCACAUAAAAACAAAACAAUCAUGAAAAAAAAUGAAACUAAUUUAAGAAUAAGAUAAACUCUUCCAGUUACACCCAUUAUUCUUUCUACAUACAGGAAAGAAUUUAUCCUUUUAUGCAAUACUGAUACUAAUUCUUCUGUACCGAGGUAAAUAUUUACAUUUUUGUUUCUACAUAUUGAUGUUUGAAUUAAACUUAAGUCUGUUUUUAAGAACUCUAUUGAGUAGCCUGAUCAAAAGUAGUUAAAAUGACAAUUAAAUGAUUUAAUGAUUUAAUCAUGCAGGUUGAACCACUAAUAUUGAACUAAAAGACAUUUAAAAUGACAGUGAAUAUAAAUUGACGUGGAGUAAACAUGACUGUAGGAAGUCGAAGUUACUUUUAGGAGUAAAUCUAAAACUUUGAUUGGUUUUGUGUUCGUGUUAACAGUUUGUAUAAGCUUUUCACUAAAACUGUGUUUAUGGAAUGAAUUGUGCUUUUACCGUGUAUGUAUAGUGAAUAACAGGCUGUGCAUGUGUCCGUGUGUAGUGAACACUUCACUGCAGGGUGUUGCCUGAAAUAAAUCAAGAGUUUUGCUGAA
Oryzias latipes (Japanese medaka) is the source of this 3205-nucleotide messenger RNA. RefSeq names its product MTOR associated protein, eak-7 homolog (gene meak7). The record is from RefSeq and is a predicted model, not a curated record. Gene Ontology annotation, cellular component: nucleus. Gene Ontology annotation, biological process: TOR signaling; response to oxidative stress. Lineage: Eukaryota; Metazoa; Chordata; Actinopteri; Beloniformes; Adrianichthyidae.